Molecule: messenger RNA, 4414 nt
Organism: Eruca vesicaria subsp. sativa (arugula)
Lineage: Eukaryota; Viridiplantae; Streptophyta; Magnoliopsida; Brassicales; Brassicaceae
Source: the annotation of a GenBank genome assembly
AGAAGUUUCCUUCCUCUGCAUUUUGCCCAAAAAAAUCCUUUCUCACUACUUUUUCAAGGACUUGUAGACGCCUAAUCGUUGUAGCAAGCAACCCUUUUUGCCCCCCAAAACGCGAAAUCGCAGCUUAUAAGCUCUGAAUUUUGAGGUGAAAUGUUCGAAUCUCGUCUCUUGUGAACCGGGAUUUUAGACAAGACAUGCGAUAUCUCCGUUUAUAAAGUGGUGGUUUCUGUGUUUCUUAUAAAUUAGGACACAUGAUGGAUAAUAACAAUUGGAGGCCUUCUCUUCCAAAUGGAGAUCCUGCCAUGGACACAGGUGACUGGAGAGAUCAAUUGCCACAUGAUUCUCGCCAGAAGGUUGUCAACAAGAUAAUGGAGACACUAAAGAAGCACCUUCCACUUUCUGCAACAGAGGGAGAUCACGAGCUCAGGAGGAUUGCUGCUAGAUUCGAGGAGAAAAUUUUCAGUGGUGCUCUUAACCAGGUUGAUUACCUUAGGAAAAUAUCCAUGAAGAUGCUGACUAUGGAGACCAAAUCGCAAAAUGCAACCGGCUCUUCUUCAGCUACCCCUGCCGCUAAUAAUGUUUCAUCCAUGGAUUCAAUACCCAACAAUCAAGGGAACCUUCUUCCGGGAACUUUACCAAACAACCAAUCUCAAGCACCUCAGGCUUUGCUGUCCCAAACCAUGCAGAGUAACACUGGCUCUGGAGUAACUGGUUCUACUGCUUUACCAUCUUCCAUGCCGCCAACCAAUAAUAAUGUCACAAGCGUUGUAAACCAGAAUUCCAGUAUGCAAAAUGUAGCCGGAAUGUUGCAAGAUUCAUCUGGACAGCAUGGCCUUUCUUCAAACAUGUUUUCACCAUCCCAAAGGCAGAUGCUGAGCAGGCCGAAUGCUAUGUCUUCACAGCAGCAGCAGCAGCCGCCACAGAGUGCACAGUUUAUUUAUCAGCAGCAGCUACAGCAGCAACUUCUCAAGCAGAAUUUUCAGUCAGGGAAUGUUCAGCACAUACAACAACAGCAACAAAAUUCGCUGCAGCCCAAUCAAAUGCAUUCGUCUCAACAGACUGGCAUUUCAACAUCUCCCUCAGCUAUGAGCUCAGCUCCUCUCCAGGGUCUCCACACAAAUCAGCAAUCAAGUCCACAACUGUCUGCUCAGCAGACUUCCACACAGUCUAUGCUUCGUCAGCAUCAAUCUUCACUGCUAAGGCAACAUCCGCAAUCACAACAAGCCUCUGGCAUCCACCAGCAGCAAACUUCAUUGCCGCAACAGUCAGUUUCUCCUCUACAACAGCAACAAGCACAGAUGAUGCGACAACAAGCUGCAAAUGGCUCAGGCAUCCAACAGAAGCAGGUGAUGGGGCAGAAUGUCGUUGGCGAUAUGCAACAGCAACACCAGCAAAGGUUACUGAACCAACAAAAUAACAUUUUGAAUAUGCAGCAGAAGCAGCAAAUACCACCCCAGCAGCAACUGAUGUCUCAACAAAACAGCCUUCAGUCUACGCAUCAGCAACCACUGGGCAAUGUUGCAGGAAUGCAGCAACCACAACAACAGUUGCUCAGUUCCCAGGUUGGUAAUUCGAGCUUGCAGACUAACCAGCAGUCGGUGCAGCACAUGUUAUCACAGCCAACGGUUGGGCUACAACGAGCUCAUCAGGCUGGCCAUGGCGUGUUUUCUUCUCAGGGUCAACAGUCACAUAAUCAGAUGAUACCCCUUCAGUCGCAUCAUCAGCAGCUAGGUUUGCAACAGCAACAAUCUAAUUUGCUACAACAGGAUGUGCAACAAAGACUACAAUCUUCUGGCCAAGUCACAGGCUCCCUGCUUCCACCUCAAAGUGUAGUGGAUCAACAGAGGCAACAACUAUAUCAAUCCCAAAGAACUCUUCCGGAGAUGCCAUCAUCUUCGUUAGACUCAACGGCACAGACGGAAAGUGCAAAUGGAGUCGAUUGGCAAGAGGAGGUUUACCAAAAGAUCCAAACUAUGAAACUGGCGUACUUACCGGAUCUUAGUGAAAUCAACCAGAGAGUUGGAGCCAAGUUACAGCAAGAUUCUCUUCCACAGCAACAAAGAUCAGAGCAGUUUGAGAAAUUAAGACAAUUCAAGACAAUGUUGGAGCGAAUGAUGCAAUUUCUCACGGUUCCAAAGAUCAAUAUCAUGCCUGCAUUAAAGGAUAAGGUGGCUAAUUAUGAGAAGCAGAUUAUAAAUUUCUUAAAUAAUCAUAGGCGGAGGCCAGUACAUCAAGGGCAGAUGCAGCCUAUGCACCAACAAUCAGCUCAGAACGGUCAGGAUCAGUCUCAUGAUAGUCAAGCAACUACGCAGAUGCAGUCAAUGAGCAUCCCAGGUUCUGGGCCAAGGGCACAACAGAGUAGUCUGGCAAAUAUGCAGAACAAUGUUCUAUCAUCUCGUCCUGGAGUUUCAGCUACACAGCAGAACAUUCCCAGUUCUAUACCGGCUUCUAGUUUAGAGUCAGGCCAAGUAAAUGCAAUGAAUAAUGGCCAGCAUGUUGCCAUGGGAUCCAUGCAACAAAAUACGUCUCAACAAGUUAAUAACAGUUCUGCCUCUGCUCAAAGUGGGUUAAGUACACUGCAGUCUAAUUUUAAUCAAGCCCAGUUAAGUUCCAGUUUGCUUCAGCAACAACACCUGAAGCAACAGCAAGACCAACAAUUCAAACAGCAAUAUCAGCAACGCCAGAUGCAGCAGCAGCUACUACAGAAGCAGCAGCAGCAACAGCUACAGUUGCAAGCAAGACAGCAAGGAGCACAAAGUGAUAUGAAUGAUUUAUCAGCGAGGCAGGGGAUGAAUGUUAGUCGUGGGAUGUUCCAGCAACAUCCUCUGCAGGGCCAGCGUGCUACUUAUCCCCUUCAACAGUUAAAACAAGGCUCCCAGCUUCCUGUUACGUCGCCUCAGCUUCUCCCAGGUGCAUCUCCUCAGAUGACACAACAACAUUCGUCUCCUCAGGUCGACCAGAAAUUUGUGAUGUCAUCUGUUAACAAGAUGGGAACUCCAUUGCAACCUGCAAACUCUCCUUUUGUUGUCCCAUCUCCUUCAACUCCCCUGGCACUGUCUCCUAUGCAAGUUGACUCUGAGAAACCAUCUGGAGUUUCUUCGUUGUCAAUGGGUAAUACUGCACGCCAACAAGCUACUGGUAUGCAAAGUGUAGUUCAAUCCAUUGCAAUUGGCACUCCAGGGAUCUCUGCAUCUCCUCUCCUUCAGGAGUUUACUAGUCUUGAUGGAAAUAAUUUAAAUCCUAGUGCCGCUGAGCUGCCUAUUGAACGCCUUAUUAGAGUCGUUAAGUCCAUCUCACCACAAUCACUUUCUUCUGGAGUAAGUGACAUGAGAUCUGUUGUAACCAUGGUUGACAGUAUAGCUGGUGCAGCUCCAGGAAACUGUUCAAGAGCUUCAGUGGGCGAGGAUUUGGUUGCAAUGACUAAGUAUCGUCUCCAAGCAAGAAACUUCAUGACGCAAGAGGGAGUGACGGCGAGCAAGAAAAUGAAACGUCACACAACUGCAAUGCCAUUAAGCGUUUCUUCAUUAGGAGGAAGCGUUGGUGAUAAUUACAAGCAGUUUGCAUGUUCAGAAACAUCAGAUUUGGAAUCUACUGCGACUUCUGUUGGCAAGAAGGCAAGAACAGAGUCGGAGCACGCCCUUUUGGAGGAAAUCAAGGAAAUAAACCAGCGGCUGAUAGAUAUAGUUGUUGAGAUUAGUGAUGAUGAAGAUGCUGAUGAUACUAGUGAGGAAGGAACAGCAAGCAAAGGGUGUGAAGGAACAACAGUAAGACUCUCUUUUAAAGCGGUUUCUCUCAGCCCAGACUUGAAGGCUCAUCUCUCAUCUACCCAAAUAUGUCCUAUUCAACCAUUGCGUCUGCUGGUACCUUGUAGCUACCCCAACGGCUCUCCAUCUCUCCUGGACAAAAUCGAAACCAGCAAAGAGAACGAGGACCUGUCGUCCAAGGCUAUGGCAAGGUUCAACGUAUUGCUAAGAAGUUUGUCACAGCCGAUGUCGCUCAAAGACAUAGCCAAGACAUGGGACGCAUGCGCUCGGACUGUGAUCUGUGAGUACGCACAGCAAUUUGGAGGUGGAACUUUCAGCUCAAAAUACGGUACUUGGGAGAAAUUUGUUGCAGCUUCUUGAAUCUGAUAUGCAUCAUGUCCUUAAUUGUAUUCUGUGAUUUAUCACUGUUUAUCAAAACUCUUUUAUAUCAUUAUGAUUCUUACUUAUUACUGUUUUCAUGUCAAAAAUUUGUAAAAGGCCCCAACCAACACACAAGGGCUUUUUUUAACCCACUUUUUGUUGUAUAGCAUAAGUUAGUUUUACUUUUACCUCAAUGUGACUGGAAGCUUUUAUCUAGUAGCCACAAUGCUUGUAGAUCGCGCUUAUUGUGGCUACUAAUAGCAAUGCAUGGCUUGGGACAGCAGUUUUAC